AGCGCUCUGAAGUCUGUGGCACUGACGUGUGAUUAGGAAAGCUCCAUUUGGAUCACAGAAACGUUAAAACGUUAAAAACGAGCUAUGAAUUCGAGAGUAAGGUAGUAUCUAUAUACCAUACUACUGGCUGCCGAACAUGGAGAACUGGAGUCUUGUGUCCCUCAGUGUUUUGCUCGCGCUCACGGCGAGAUGGGCAGUCUCGUUCAAUUCAUACUCAGGAGCAGGCAAGCCGCCGAUGUUCGGGGACUAUGAAGCCCAAAGACACUGGCAAGAAGUGACGUACAAUCUUCCUGUUCAUGAGUGGUACUUCAACACCACAGAGAAUGACCUAAACUAUUGGGGUUUGGAUUAUCCCCCCUUGACAGCCUACCACAGUGGCCUGUGUGCUUAUGUAGCAAAACUCAUAAACCCUGAAUGGGUGGAGCUGCAUACAUCCAGAGGGUAUGAGAGUCCAGCUCACAAACUGUUCAUGAGAGCCACUGUUCUAGUGGCAGACAUCUUGAUAUACAUUCCCGCGGUUGUGGUAUACUGCUUGUAUCUUGUUGAAGGGACCACCAAAAAGAAGGUCACCACAAUCUUCUGUAUCCUGCUCUAUCCAGGCCUCAUACUGAUCGACUAUGGCCAUUUCCAAUAUAAUGGUGUGAGUCUGGGCCUGGCCUUAUGGGGGGUGAUAGGCCUGGGUCUGGGCUGGGAUAUGCUGGGCUCGCUGGCCUUUACUCUGGCUCUCAACUACAAGCAAAUGGAGCUGUACCACUCACUGCCCUUCUUCUGCUACCUGCUGGGGAAAUGUGUGAAGCACGGUCUGACAGGCAGAGGGCUGCUCCUCCUGGUGAAGGUUGCUGUGACAGUGCUGGUGACCUUUGCCCUCUGCUGGCUGCCCUUCCUGUUGGACUCGCGUCAGGUCCUGCAGGUGGUCCACCGCCUGUUCCCUGUGGCCCGUGGGCUGUUUGAGGAUAAAGUUGCAAACGCUUGGUGCAGCUUGAACGUUCUGCUAAAGAUCAAGACCCUGAUGACCAUGGAGACUCAGCUCUCUCUGAGUUUGGUGCUCACGGUCUUGGCUGUUCUGCCCUCGUCAAUAAAACUUUUCAGCAAGCCGACCCUGUGGCAGUUCAAACUCGCCCUAGUGAACUCAUCCCUGGCUUUCUUCCUCUUCUCCUAUCAAGUCCAUGAGAAAUCGAUUCUGCUGCCCGCCCUGCCAGUGUGCCUUCUCCUCAGUGAUGUCCCCUUAGUGGCCAUCUAUUUUCUACAAGUAUCUACCUUCAGCAUGCUCCCCCUGCUGUUGAAGGACGGCCUGCUGCUGCCGUACGCGGUCACCUCCCUGGCCUUCCUCUACUUCAGCGUGACGCUUCUCUCGGCCCUGCAGCGCUCCACGGACGAGCAGCUCCGUCUGCAGCCCUACCACACCUUCCUCGGCAGCGUCCUGCCCUGCCUGCCCAGGCUCAACCUCGGACGCAUCACCAAGUGGAAGUUUGUCGUGUCCAUGGUGCUCAUGGCCGGUCUGAGUGUGGGGAGCGUGGCGCUGGAGCCUCCUGCACGGUUCCCCGAUCUAUUUCCUGUGCUCGUGUCUUUCUUUUCCUUCCUCCACUUCCUGGGUUUUUUGAUCUACUUCAACCUGCUGCAGCUCAGCGAGACUCCAGCCAGGAGCGGCAAGAAAAGCUCCUGAAGCAUGAUGGGAGAGCACCUGAGAGGUCAUCAGUGUUUGUAUACUGUAUGUUCACACGGUUUGAAGGUUGUAUUGUUAAAGGUUGAAGGGUUUGGAGGGCCAAAUUGUUAGUAUGUGAAGGCUUCUCUAGUUCAUUGAUAUAUUGGUUCAGAGACUAAAGGUGUAUAUUUUGUUUGUGUAUGUAUGGGUGUUUGAUAAGGACUUCUGUCUGUAUUAACAUGAUUUUGAAGUGUAUGAGUAUGAGGGUUGUUGAAAAUCAGAAGGCCAUUUUUUUUACACUGUGGAUCCAAGAAUGUUUUCUACCAGAGCUCUUCAUUAAAAGAAUUUUGUACAAAUUGA
Messenger RNA from Sardina pilchardus (European sardine), 2002 nucleotides. RefSeq names its product ALG6 alpha-1,3-glucosyltransferase (gene alg6). The record is from RefSeq and is a predicted model, not a curated record. Gene Ontology annotation, cellular component: endoplasmic reticulum membrane. The coding region runs from base 137 to 1663 and encodes 508 amino acids. Gene Ontology annotation, biological process: protein N-linked glycosylation. The transcript is spliced from 14 exons. Lineage: Eukaryota; Metazoa; Chordata; Actinopteri; Clupeiformes; Clupeidae. Gene Ontology annotation, molecular function: dolichyl pyrophosphate Man9GlcNAc2 alpha-1,3-glucosyltransferase activity.